AUGGUCCCUCAACUUCCACCUGAGACUUAUCAAAAUGUAUUUAGGAAUCUUGCUUCAGACACAAGAUCUUUGGCUUCUGUUAUAUUAGUUAAUCGUACAUGGUGUAAAAUCGCUAUACCGAUUCUUUGGCAAAAUCCUUUUAUGCCUUUUCCUUCUUUCUUUCUUAACACCAAUAACGGCAAUAUUCCAUCAGAUACACCAAUCAUCGAAGCUUAUAUAACUUGUUUGCAAGAAGAAGCCAAAAAAAAAUUAAUUGAUGCUAGAUUGGAAUCAUUUUUUCCUAUAAAAAAAACACCAUCUUUUAAUUAUGCAUCAUACUUACAGACUUUGAAUUACCGACUCUUGCAAGAUGCAGUUAAUGAAGUAUUUCCGGACACAAUUUCAGAAGAAACAAGAAAAGCAAAUGUCACAUUAGUUCUUGAAGAAUUGUGCAAAUUAUUUAUCAGCCAAUGUGCGAGCCUAAAAUCUAUUCAAUACAUCGGUUAUCCGUCACUUAGUCCUUACAUAAUUGCGAUUCCUUCUCGAUCAAUCGAACCAAUUUUUAUUGAUUUAUGUGGGCUUCCGGGUGCUGAGGCUUGUCUGUCCAAAUUACAAAGUUUUGAGUAUGGAGGAAAUAUUCCCAUUGAUUUACUUCACGCAUUCUCCCGGGUCGUCAAGGAACUCGACAGUUUGACUAUUACGUCACUUGGAGAUGAUAAUGAAGGAUUAAUAGCAUUAAUAGAUGCUCAGACCAAACUACAACAUGUUAAAAUUCAUGCACAUGAGAAUAUACCAAAUAUUAUAUCAGCAAUUCAAUCCAAAACCGAAACGAUCAAGAAAGUUUCUAUCAUCGGUCGCACCUCCAUUCUUUUGGAUGACUUUUGUGGGUUUACCAACCUUGAAGAAUUGACAUUGGAAUUAUUGGAAUUUCCAUAUAAUCGUCUUUCAAGAAGCUCUUUAUGGGUUACUCAAGCAGAAAAGCAAGAAAUACUCCGGAGGCAAAGAGAAUUUCAACAGUCUUUUCACCAAGCACAAAUUCAAUAUCAAGUACAAGUUGCCCCAGUUGUCCAACCAAUGGCUCAACAACAACCUCAGCCUCAACAGGUAGCAAUCCAAAAUCAAAAUCAGGGGAAUAUAUCUCAAACACAAAACCAGCCUACACCUUCUACGUCUCAAACACAAGACUUAUCUAUACCUUCUGUCUCUCAAGAUAUUUCUCAAGAUAUUUCUCAAGAUAUUUCUCAAGAUACUUCUCAAGAUACUUCUUCUACUUCUCAAGUACGAAGCCGACCUGCAACAUCUACAUCUGUGGCUCAAUCAGAAGAUCAUUCUUUAGAUCAAAGACAAGACCAAAAUGCAGAUCAAGAUCAAAAUCAAUCUACUGCCCAAAUCCAAGCUCAACCUAUAGCUACGACUAACACACCAAACCAAAUUCCAGGCGGACGAGCAAACCAAGUUGCUACGUUCGCACAACAAUUUGUUUCACUUUUGGGUACAGAUCAUCGACCGUGGCGUAAUUUAUAUCCUUCUGCAACUUCAGAGAUAGAAUGUUAUGCUAAUUCCAGCCUUACUAAGCUCCAUAAGCUUAGCAUAAAUCUUACUGGUCAACGAAUACAGCAAUUAAUUUUGUUAAUUCAAAAUACCCAUGGAAGUCUACGUAAAAUUGAUAUUGAUCUCAGAGACCCAUUAGAUCCAGAUAAUUCAGGAACCUUGUUUUCAACAAUUGCCAUUUGUUGUCCAAAUCUUACUUCUAUUCAUAUCUUCGUUUCGAAUGACGCUAUUACACAAAUGCCAACAUUAUUUUCUAGCUGUCCGAAACUUCAAGAAAUUGAUUUAGUUGGAGACAGAAGUGACGAGGGGAAAUUGGACAUUGAUGAUGUUCUUUGUGAAAUUGGAAGUGUCGUUCCAGAAAAUUUGAAAUUUCUCAAUUUGGGAUCAAAGGCAUGGACCUAUACAAAAGAUUCGAUCAGCGAAUUUCUUAAUGAAUGUGAAACUAGGCUGAAACGUAAACCAUGUACUUUUAUCAUGGGUAGUCAUUUGUCGAGAAGAGUUGUAGAAAGGCUUAAUCUGUACGAAGAAAAGGGUGUGAUUCAAAUUAUGGUUACUAGAAGUGAACGAGAGAUAUAUUUAUAG
This is a messenger RNA of Cetraspora pellucida, 2112 nucleotides long. NCBI's taxonomy places the organism in Eukaryota, Fungi, Glomeromycota, Glomeromycetes, Diversisporales, Gigasporaceae. The record is from the annotation of a GenBank genome assembly.